This is a messenger RNA of Drosophila virilis, 2787 nucleotides long. RefSeq names its product HGTX homeodomain transcription factor (gene HGTX). Lineage: Eukaryota; Metazoa; Arthropoda; Insecta; Diptera; Drosophilidae. Gene Ontology annotation, cellular component: nucleus. The record is from RefSeq and is a predicted model, not a curated record. Gene Ontology annotation, molecular function: RNA polymerase II cis-regulatory region sequence-specific DNA binding; DNA-binding transcription factor activity, RNA polymerase II-specific. Gene Ontology annotation, biological process: cell differentiation; regulation of transcription by RNA polymerase II.
UUUAAACAAAUAAACAGCAUUCACAGUCGGGCCGCGCCUCAACCAGAUUCCACCCACCAGCAACAAUAACAACAUUGCGAAUGCACUCAACCACACACACACACACAGACAUCAUCACACAAACACAGAGAUAACUCUCUUGCAUGUACAAAACACUCUCAGUGCUCUGAAACGCAACCAGUCCAGUUCCAGCUCCAAUCCAAUCCGAAAUAGUUGAUUUUAAUGAUGUACAUAAUAAAAUUCCCAUUCGUUUUGUGCCAAUGCCAAUGCGUUCCAGCUUCAAGGCAUGUUUACACUGAUUGUGGAACGUACAAACACACACACGCCAACUGAUUUACUAAAAGAGAGAAUGAAACAGAUCAUACGGGGCUCUCGCCUUCUAUCUCUCUCUCUCUUUUACUCUCGCAAUUGAUGCUGCGUCUGAAUGAGUGGAAAAGAGCAGCAAGCGGACCGGCACAGGGUUGCUCAGCUGAGAUUGCUUCACGUUGCGGGUCGCCAUGCGAAGUGAAGUCGCUCGAGUCAAUUUCGAAAUCAUUCGUUAGUCUUAGGCCUAAACAAGCGGACACGCGCGCGGCUAAAUCCCGAAUCAAAUUUCGUAGAUGACCACGAAAAGUUGGCAAAUUCCGUAUUUCGUGUUCUUCAAUUUUCGAGUGCUAAGCGUUUUCCAGUGAAAGAGUUGAUUCUGUAACUGAAGCUCUGUACGCUGUCAAGUGCCAAAGUCUUAACAGAAAAUUGAGCUUUAGUCUUUAGUCCUGUGCGAUCGUAGGACCACAAAUAACUGCCAAAAAAGCAUAAGUUAGUCCAUAGCUAGUCCGGCUAUUCUUCAGAGUGAAACGCGUUUUUAACGAAUAUCCCAAGCUGGGUAGUCCAUUUCUGCACACUACGCCCGCGGGUGGCAGCUGCAGCAGCAACAACCCAUCCCCCACACCAUCGGCAGCCAAGCAGCUUGCCCAGACAUUUCAGCUGUCGGCCAACUCGGCCUUCAAUCUCGCCCUGCCGCCCAGCUUCUAUCAUCGCCUACCCACAGACGGACCCGGUCCCAGUCCGGCCAACGCACCGGAGUGUGCCUCCCUCGACUACGUACACUCGCCCAGCACCGAUCCGGACAUGGAUCUCAUCAAUCCCUAUAUGCGCCAUCACAGUUUUGCGGCUGCCUCCCAGAGCAGUCCGCCGUCGGCGGCACGCCAUCAUUUGGCCGCAGCGGCUGCCGCAGGUCUGAGCAAUGGAUUUGCCGAUGUUCAUGCACAUGCGAUGGCCGCGGCGGACUAUCAGCAACAGCUGGCGGACUAUCACAGUGCUGCGGCAGCAGCGGCGGCAUAUGCCAGCAGCAACAACAACAACAAUAACAACAACAAUGGACUAAACAGCCCACUAAUGCUGCUGAAGGCGGCGCACGGCGGCGCAGUUGGCGCCCGGCUGGAGGCCAAAUCAUCUGCUGAGGAUUCGCCAUCGACAACGCCACCGCCCGCCUCGUCGCGCCUACACUCGGAAUCGUCGCCCUCGCCACGUUACGAGCACAACUCCAGUCCCGGCGUCGACAGCGCCAAAUCCUUCGCAUUGAGCCAACGCAGCAGCGGCGGCGAGGACCACUGCCAGAACAGCGAGUCCAGCCCGCCGCCGUCUGACUACAGUCCAGAGAACUUGACCAGUCGCAAGUAUCAGCAUCAAAGCAGCGGCCUUAAUCCGCUUAGCCUGCACAACAGCAACAACAAUAUUGGCAACCAUCCCAACAACAACAACAACAAUAACAACAACAUGGAGCACAAGCUGCCAUUGAGUUUUCUGGGUCCGCCACUAGCGGCUCUGCAUUCCAUGACCACAGAAAUGAAGACUGCACAAGGCGUAGGCACUGGAGCUGGCAGUGGCGUAGGCGCCUCCGGCAAUGGCCUGGUCUAUGGGCACAGUCCCAACUCCCAUUUGAUCAGCGAACGCGUGACGGGCUCCAGCUCAAGCAGCUCGACGACAACAAAUACCCAAGGCGCUGCCAAUCCGCAUGGCAUCGAUACGAUACUCUCCAAACCGCCGCCGGUAACAUCGGCGGGUCUAAGUGCUUUAACGGGAGCUGGCAUUCCACGUUUCUCUAUAGCCGCUGCUGCGGCAGGCAUGGCUCAAUAUCUAUCGCAGAGCCAGGGAACGCCAUUGAAGACGCACGCCGGGCACAUCGUGGAUCGCACGCAUCUGUACUGGCCCGGACUGCAGGGUCUGGUGGCCAAUCCGAUAGCGUGGCGGGAGCGUCUAUCGAAUACAAUGUCAGCCAAUUUGUCACAAUCCCAUCAGCAUCAUCCAUCCAGCGAUAAGGAUGGCAAAAAGAAACACACCCGCCCAACAUUCAGUGGUCAGCAGAUAUUCGCGCUGGAGAAGACAUUCGAGCAAACCAAAUAUCUGGCUGGGCCAGAGCGUGCCAAGCUCGCAUAUGCCUUAGGAAUGUCCGAGUCGCAGGUUAAGGUUUGGUUUCAGAAUCGUCGCACCAAAUGGCGCAAACGUCAUGCGGCGGAAAUGGCCACGGCCAAGCGGAAACAGGACGACAUGGGCGGCGACAACGAUGGAGACUGCAGCGAGACCAUGGAUAGCGACAACGAGAGCCUGGACAUGGGCGAGGCACCCGUCCAAAGCAAAAGGAGUCGCAGCAGCAGCAGCUCCCAGCAUCAGCAGCAACAGCAACAGCACCAGGAUAAUUAUCGUCAUUAAAACGAAUUUACCAAACGGCAAAGGAUAUGCAAGAAAAUUACAACAAUUACAACAAUAGCGCCAGCUAAUAAACUCGAACACACCGAAAGGUUCGCAACA